AACUUGUGUGUGUUUGUCUGCAGCUCACCAAGUGCGCACAGCCUCUUAUCUCGGUAGCUAACGCUAGCUCUGCAAAUCUGUGGCCCGCUCUGGCUCUAUCACCGACGGGACAGAGACUUUUCAACAAGCCGAGACUCUGCACCAUGAAUCUGCUGCGUCUUGUGUGCCGCCACAAGACAGCGCUGGUCAUCGGCACUGUGUGCAGCUUCGCUGUAGUUCUGGUCUUCUUGGCCAAAUGUACUUCAGAAACCCUGAAACAGGGCCACCAGGAUCCUCCAGGCCUAGCUCCCCAUGCCAAUGAUUUGCUAUCCCGUCCAGAGCAGCAUAAUGCCCCCGCCGCAUCCAAAGACUUGUCAGCAUUCAUCGUGGUCCUCAUCACAACCGGACCUAAGUACACAGAGCGGAGGAGUAUCAUCCGCAGCACCUGGUUGGCCAAGCGGGACUCGGAUGUUCUGGCCAAGUUUGUGGUGGGAACUCAGGGGCUGUCCAACGAGGACCUUCAGAACCUUAACACUGAGCAAGGACGGCACAAAGACAUGCUCUUACUGCCUGAUUUGCGAGAUUCUUAUGAGAACUUAACACUUAAGCUGCUGCACAUGUACUCCUGGCUGGACCAAAAGGUGGAGUUCAAGUUUGUCCUCAAAGCAGAUGACGACACAUUUGCACGCUUGGAUCUCCUCAAGGAGGAGCUAAAGGGCAAAGAGCCCAGUCGGUUGUACUGGGGCUUCUUCUCCGGGAGAGGGCGAGUGAAAACAGCUGGGAAGUGGAGGGAAAGCUCUUGGGAGCUUUGUGACUACUACCUGCCCUACGCGCUGGGUGGAGGCUACAUCCUCUCAGCUGACCUGGUACGUUAUGUGCAUCUUAAUGCGGGCUACUUUAAGACAUGGCAGAGUGAGGACGUGUCACUGGGUGCCUGGCUGGCACCAGUGGAUGUUCGGCGGACGCAUGAUCCACGCUUUGACACGGAGUAUAAAUCACGCGGUUGCAACAACAAAUACUUGGUGACACAUAAGCAGAGCUUGGAGGACAUGUUGGAAAAACACCAGACUCUACAGCGUGAUGGCAAGCUCUGCAAGGAGGAAGUCAAGCUGCGAUUGUCCUAUGUGUAUGACUGGAGUGUGCCGCCCUCACAGUGUUGCCAAAGAAAGGAUGGCAUUCCUUAAUUUUUGUCCUUUUUACAAGGCUAAAGUUGGCUUCUGAUUCGUAACUUCCAAACCGGGAAAUGGUAAAGGGGUAAUAUUUUUCAACCAAGUCUUCAUUGUUCAUCCAUUUAAAGUUGUGCAAUGGGUCCCUUACAUCAUAAUAAAUGCCUUAAUCCUGUUUUAAAAGGCAGAUUUCAGAUUUAGAGAAACAUUUUUCUAAUGGUAAAAGGGGAAAAAGGGCCACAAAAUCUAUAUACGAUCAUCUUUUAUCUUUUCACCAAUUUAAAACUUGGUUUUAGAGUUUUCAGUUUUAUUUAGAAUAUGUUGGUCAAGUGUUUUUUGAGCUUGACCCAGUCUAAUGUGAUCUAGAUGCAGGAACAAUAAUCAUGUUGACCUUUUUGUUUUGUUUUCACAAACAAUAAAGGUUUCACAAAUUUAAAAAAAUAGUUUUCAACCAUCUCAAAUUUCCCAUUAUGGAUAGAGAACAAUACGUUUUUGCAAGUAGAAUGUUGUUUUGAACUGCGUUAAAGCUUUCACUAUGAUGUCUGCUACCAGUUUGACAACUUUAAGAGAUGUAACAAUGAAGAAUUGGUUGGAGAAAAAAAAAAGUAUUCUUGAAUUUGUGAAUAGGAAGCGAACUUCAGCCCGAUGUCUUUUUUUUGACUUGUAAACUCCUUUGGCCUUGUUAUUUGGACCCAUGCUUAUGUCAGUGCUUUCCUUACCACCAGUUUACUACAUUGGUGGCCUACUUCUCUCCUCUGUCUGUGCUUUCUCUGCUGUACCUCUUGCUGAAUAUUUUCCAACACUAUGAGAUAUGUUUUAAAGUUAUUUCAAUGUAGUAGAUAAUACAGGGAAACACAGACAGGAGAUUCUUACCCUGCCAUGAUGUCUACAUUUUUUGUAUUUUAUUUAUUGUUAAUUUAUUCUGCAGCGAACGUAACACACUGGUAUUAAGUUGGGACAGAAACACGGUAACUGUGGUUGCUGCUUGUGAGUGAAAUUUGUAUUUAUAAAGAUUUUGGGGGAAAUCACAUGACUGAACUGUCGUGACUGACAGAGUUAAUGGUCAAGAAAUGUUCCAUUUCAAAUGUAAAACUUGUGUUUACACUCAACGGUACUCAAGGUUUCAUGUGUUUUUAAGAGUUGCAAAGAAUGUGUGACAGAAAAUGGUUGAAUGUGUUUUAUUCAGCAGGCCUUCUUAUUCCUGCACCUGUCUCACUUAAAGGUUUAGAUCCAUACAUUUACUGUGCGGAGACAUCAAGUUGAUUCAGAUUGAGAAACUUGGUAAAGACUACCAGCUGGCACUUGGUCACUUUUUUUAAACAAGAAACAGUCCAUGAAUUAUUAUUCAGUAAUUUUAUUUUUCCUGAUGUUGAGCUCUCCAACCUGAACUUUGUGAUGUCAGUAACUGUGUCCCAAAACUUGUGAAAUGUGUACAGCGUUGAUUAAAGGGUAUGAGCACAAACAGCUGAGGAAUGCUGCAAAAAACAGCCAAGUAGGAGUUAAUUUUUAUGAUCGCUGUUACGUUUUUGUGAAUAAUGAUUAUUUCCUCGCUGCUGUCACUAGCAGUUUCUACUUAAUUCAACCUAAGUUUCAGUGUUUGUUUUUUACGUACAUGGUCAGCCUCCCUGGAUGUUUUAUUAAACAUUUUAAAUGUA
Messenger RNA from Larimichthys crocea (large yellow croaker), 2800 nucleotides. It is a transcript of the gene b3galt6, whose product is annotated as UDP-Gal:betaGal beta 1,3-galactosyltransferase polypeptide 6. Gene Ontology annotation, cellular component: Golgi membrane. Gene Ontology annotation, biological process: glycosaminoglycan biosynthetic process; protein O-linked glycosylation. The record is from RefSeq and is a predicted model, not a curated record. Gene Ontology annotation, molecular function: galactosylxylosylprotein 3-beta-galactosyltransferase activity. The coding region runs from base 144 to 1163 and encodes 339 amino acids. Lineage: Eukaryota; Metazoa; Chordata; Actinopteri; Sciaenidae. The transcript has 2 exons.